AUGACAUCCCAAGUUGAAGACGUACCAAUCAAUGAACUUGAAGAUUUUGAAGCUUUCUUAGAGCAUGAUUUCAAAGCAGAACAAUUUGCCAAUGAGUUAAUAAUAGCUACUAAUGGACACGAUAACCCAGAAUUGGAUCUAACUACACCAAUCAAAAAAUUAACAUUUGAUAUAGAUGAAUGUGAUAAAAGAAUAUCCAAGAUUUCUUCUUCUAAUUAUGAAUCAUUAAUUUCUAAUUUUCAAAAAAUUACAGAGUGUAAACAAAUUUUGACUAAUCAAUUGAAUCCAAGUUUAGAACGAGUCAAUGCACCAUUUCAAAGAAUUAAAAAAGAAAUUAUUGAACCAUAUGAUGAAGCUGUGAAAUUAAAUAAUGCAUUGAAAAAAAUUCAUUUGACUUUGGAAUUAUUACGUAGUACGAGUUUUUUCAUUUUUAUUAUUCAACAAAUUGAAGAAUUGACAGAUUCUUUAAAUGAUAAAGAUUUGGUAAGAUUAGCAAAAUUACAUAUCCAAAUUAAGAAUUUAUAUGAAAAUGCUAGUAAAGAAAAGAGUAGUGAGGUAAAUGUAUUGUCUAUUAAAAUCAUUCGUGAUUAUCAAUCAAAUGCAAUUGCUAAAAGAACAAGUUUAAUUAAACAAUGUAUUAAUGUGAUAAAUGGUGAUUUCAAUCAUCUUUCCACUUUGGAAUAUAAAAACCAAAAAUUACAUUCAAAUUUAUCUGCAUUGUAUAUAUUAGAUAAGAAUGAGUUUUUUGAAGUUUUUGAACGUUCAACAAUUACUCGACAGGUUCAAACAGGUUCUGCUCAAUUAUCCCGAGCGCUACAAUCACCAAGAAAUUUCACCGCUAUAAUGUCUGAAGUCAAAGAAGCAUCAACUGAAUAUUUUGGUAAAUUGACAAAUCUGUUGAGUAAUUGGACCACUGGUAAUGAUGAUAAUGAUGAUAAUGAAAAUUCUACAUUACUAUCUGUUAUUUUGGCAAAAUACAAGGUUGAAGCCAUAUCAGAUUUGUAUUGGAUUCAAUUAAAUCAGAAAUUCAAAAAGAAUAUCGUUGCUUCAAUGGCUAGAGGAGGACCAAUUGCCAAAAACUUGAAAGUAUACUCAAAGGGCAUAAAUGCUUCAGUUCAAGAAAUGUUUAAAUCACGAGCAGAGGGGGAAUUGUUACUAGACUCAUUAGCAAUGAUUGACUAUAAAUAG
Messenger RNA from Candida tropicalis MYA-3404, 1188 nucleotides. RefSeq names its product Golgi transport complex subunit. The record is from RefSeq and is a predicted model, not a curated record. Gene Ontology annotation, cellular component: COG complex. Gene Ontology annotation, biological process: intra-Golgi vesicle-mediated transport. Bases 1 to 1188 code for a protein of 395 amino acids. Lineage: Eukaryota; Fungi; Ascomycota; Pichiomycetes; Serinales; Debaryomycetaceae. The transcript has a single exon.